AUGCAAGGCUAUCAGAGGAAUUUCGAGGAUCAACAAAGGGAUCAGAGGGAGGAAGAGACGAUCGUGGUGGAUCUUGUGCCUCCGCAGUAUCAGCUCAGCCCUCCGCAUAGUCCGCCGCCGGGAAACAUGCCGAAGACGCCAGAAAAAGAUUCGUCGCCUUCGCAGCAACAGCAACAGUCGUUAUCCUUCAUGGACCCGAACGUGAAGAGAUACAGGACAGCGUUUACGAGGGAACAGUUGUCGCGAUUGGAGAAAGAAUUUCACAGAGAGAAUUACGUGACCAGGCCCAGGAGAUGCGAAUUAGCCAAAGACUUACAGCUGCCGGAAUCCACGAUCAAGGUCUGGUUUCAAAACCGUCGCAUGAAGGACAAACGUCAGAGGAUGGCGAUGCCGUGGCCGUACGCCAUGUACACGGACCCAACGCUAGCCACCCUGUUGGCAGCCACGGUGACACUGCCACCACCCCCGUACCACGGCGCUCCGGGUCUGCCACCGACCCACCUGGCCCCGAACUACCCCGCAGCUGCAGCUGCAGUCUAUUACGCGGCCAGAUACACGCCAUAUCCCGGUGCAGUGCCCACGACAAGCGCGUCGUCCCUUCAUCGGCCGCAUCCGCGCACAGCAGCAGCUUACCCGGCGCACCCUCAUCUCCUUCAGCCUCACCCUUCGCUCCAACCCCUACAUCUAUCAGGCCUGGGCGUUCCUACGGUAGGCAACACCGCCUUCCAGGUGAACAGCCCACCCACGAGCGCGUCGACCACCUACAGACCGACCUUGCUACCCGAGCUCAGUCCUGCUCAUUCGGACGCGUCGAGCGACUGCGACUGCGUCGGGACGCAGCCACAUCACCCGCAUCACGCCGGAAACGGCCAGCAGAUACACGACAAGACCACCCCGCCACCCAGCACCCAUCCAACCCCUCAGAUCAAGCUACCGACAGGGAUCAGCAUCGCUGGCCUACCCACUAGUAUCCAGGCGAUCAGCGGGUUCGAAGGGAAGAAUUCGUACAACGGUAUCGUGUCCACGCCGACCAAGAUCGAACCACCGAAACUGUUCCAGCCGUAUAAGAACGAUAUAUCCGAGAGAGCGUAA
This is a messenger RNA of Eufriesea mexicana, 1092 nucleotides long. It is a transcript of the gene eve, whose product is annotated as segmentation protein even-skipped. Lineage: Eukaryota; Metazoa; Arthropoda; Insecta; Hymenoptera; Apidae. The transcript is spliced from 3 exons. Gene Ontology annotation, cellular component: nucleus. Gene Ontology annotation, biological process: regulation of transcription by RNA polymerase II. Gene Ontology annotation, molecular function: RNA polymerase II cis-regulatory region sequence-specific DNA binding; DNA-binding transcription factor activity, RNA polymerase II-specific. Bases 1 to 1092 code for a protein of 363 amino acids. The record is from RefSeq and is a predicted model, not a curated record.